Molecule: messenger RNA, 1930 nt
Organism: Penaeus vannamei (Pacific white shrimp)
Lineage: Eukaryota; Metazoa; Arthropoda; Malacostraca; Decapoda; Penaeidae
Cellular component (GO): nucleus
Source: RefSeq, a predicted model, not a curated record
CCAGGUGCGAAAGGCGGAAUUUGAACAUGAAGACCUUAAUCUUACUGAGCAUUAGCGUCUCGUUAGCUGUGGUCGUGGGAACUCCAGCGCGACUCAGGAACGCGGUCGAGAAGCCAGCCGAGAAAGAUGGCAGGCAAAUUGACCUGUCUCUCCCUGCCGGACUAGGCAACGUGACCAUGCUGUGCUUCCCUCUGCCCGAGAACCUCCCCGAAGCCAUGCGGAAGCUACUGACGGAGAGGAACCUGGGUGGAGGCAAAUUCCAGCUCCGAGAUGAUGACUCUGAUGAAGACGAUUCUGCUUCUGAUGAAGAUUCGAAUUCAAACGAAGAUGAUAGCAGCGAAGAAAGGAAGUUGAGGGACGAUUCUGAUGAAGAUUCGGAUUCGGAAGAAGAUAGCAGUGAAGAGAGGAAGUUGAGGGACGAUUCUGAUGAAGAUUCGGAUUCGGAAGAAGAUAGCAGUGAAGAGAGGAAGUUGAGGGAUGAUUCAGAUGAAUCAGACGAAGACUCGAAAUCGGACGAAGAUGACAGUAGUGAAGAGAGGAAGUUGAGGGACGAUUCUGAUGAAGACUCGGAUUCAGAAGAAGAUGAUAGUAGCGAAGAAAGGAAGCUGAAGAAGGGUUCUGAUGAAUCGGAUGAAGAUUCUGAUGAGAAAAAAAAAUCCGAUGAAGAUUCCGAUGAAGAUUCUGGUUCCGAUUCCGAUGAAGAUUCUGGGUCCGAUUCCGAUGAAGAUUCUGAUUCCGAUUCCGAUGAAGAUUCUGGUUCCGAUUCCGAUGAAGAUUCUGAUUCCGAUUCCGAUGAAGAUUCCGAUGAAGAGUAUACUUUCCCCAACAUCAUCAUCCCUCCAUCAUGCGAGGAUCUGCUCGCGAAGCCCUGCAAUGCGUCCGUCGUCUGCAUUGAAAUCCCGGAGGAUCUGUUCAACGAACUGGUCGCGCUGGGCAUGAAGGGUCCGGGGAAGCUGGGCGCAGACCGAAUGGGCACGGACCAGCAGGAUACAGGUCUACAGGGUACAGAGGAGCAGGGUACGUAUGGGGAUUUCCAUAGCGAGACAGACGAUUUCGAGACCUAUACUGACUACACUGAUCGCACGGAGACGCCGACCCCGACUGUGUAUUAUUGCGACUACUACUCCGACGAUUACCAUUGGUACAACGAGGGAGGAUCCGAUAGCUGGCCGUGGAAGCUGGUCGAGCGCCCAGAGGAAGAUGUAAAGAAACAUUUUGGAUGGUGGAAUCCUUUCCGUCCUCAAACCACAAGCGUCAAAACACUCUGCGACAGCUGGAAGACGUUCCUGGGAACGGUGGACACGACGUCGAACACCACCACGACGAGCACCUUCGAGACUUUCUUGACUUCCUUCUGCAACACGGUCAACAGGUCGGGUGUUGCAGCGCUGCACCACGAAGUUCCUGAGGUCGAAGGCAGCGUCCGAAUGGAGGCGCGCCGCCCGCCUCAUCCUCACCCUCCUCAUGCCUCUCCUCCCCCCCCUCCUCCUCCUUCAACCCCCGCUUCAGUCGAGGAGUCUCGCAUACUCAAAGCUCUGAGGAAUGUGGUGGCCUAAGGUGACGUCAGCACCUCUUGCCACCUCCUGCAUCUCGCGAGGAAAAGGGGGACACACCAAACCAACAUCCAGGCAUAUACUACAGUCACCAUUACAUUUCAAGACAAUAUGUUGAUCAAUAUAAUUUUUUCCUCCCGCUUGUACAAGAGAAAAAGAGAAAAUUAUAUUUAAUAAAAAAAAAAAAGAAAAAAAUAGGCCAUUGGUUCCAGUUGAGAAUGAUAAACGUAUUGCUAUUUCUAUAGGAACUUGAUGCUAAAGAGAAUGAUGAUGGUGAUAAUGAAUGAUGAAGAUUAUCCAGGUAACGAGACUGCAGCGAUCUAUUUCAUUCAAGGUAUCAUCCCCCUUGACCGGAAAUAAAUAAACUAUAAUAAAAA